This is a messenger RNA of Rhinichthys klamathensis goyatoka, 988 nucleotides long. RefSeq names its product xeroderma pigmentosum, complementation group A (gene xpa). The record is from RefSeq and is a predicted model, not a curated record. Gene Ontology annotation, molecular function: damaged DNA binding. The transcript is spliced from 7 exons. NCBI's taxonomy places the organism in Eukaryota, Metazoa, Chordata, Actinopteri, Cypriniformes, Leuciscidae. Gene Ontology annotation, biological process: UV-damage excision repair; base-excision repair; nucleotide-excision repair involved in interstrand cross-link repair. Gene Ontology annotation, cellular component: nucleotide-excision repair factor 1 complex. Bases 109 to 942 code for a protein of 277 amino acids.
GCAGGCUCGUAAACAGAACAGAAACGCUGCUGGACUGUCAUUUUUAAUAUUUCAUUUAAUUCCUCAUUAGAGCAACUAUAAAAAAACAGAAACGGUUUCCGACUGAUCAUGGAUGUACCAGAGGCCAGUCACUCUCAAGAAGCACCAGCAGAUUCUGUAAACUCUUCACACGAGUCCAGCUUGUCCUUAACACCGCACAUGUUGGCCAAAAUAGAACGGAACAGACAACGGGCAUUGAUGCUCAGACAAGCCAGGCUCGCCAGUAGACCGUCUUCAGCUAUAGAAGGUGCUACUUGUGCUAAAGUUGCAAAAACUAUAGACUCUGGUGCAGGGUUCUUUAUUGAAGAGGAGACGGCAGAGGAUGAGCAGCAGGAAAAGAGAGUGGUCCAGCAACCAGCCCCAGUGAUGGAGCCUGAUUAUCUGAUGUGUGAGGAGUGUCAGAAGCCAUUUAUGGACUCUUAUCUCAGCAACAGUUUUGAUUUGUCUGUGUGUGAUAAAUGCAGAGACAAUGAAGUGAAGCACAAGCUAAUAUCUCGCACUGAAGCGAAACAGACUUUCCUUCUGAAGGAUUGUGAUCUGGAUAAGAGGGAGCCACUGCUGCGAUUUAUCCUGAGGAAAAAUCCUCACAAUCCACACUGGGGAGACAUGAAACUCUACUUAAAGACACAGGUGGAAAAGCGCUCUCUGGAGGUAUGGGGCAGUGAGGAAGCUCUGGAGGAGGCCAAGGAGAGUAGAGAGGAGAACAGGGAGGUUCAGAAGCAGAAACGCUUUAAUAAAAAGGUUAAAGAGCUGAGGCGGGCGGUAAGGAGCAGUAUGUUUAAGAAAGAUACCAGUAUCCAUCAGCAUGACUACGGCCCUGAGGAGAUUCUGGACGAAGAGGAAGAUCUCUACAGGAAAGUGUGUCAAACCUGUGGACACGAACUCACUUUUGAGAAAAUGUAAAUGCGUCUUCAAACUACUGUACAGGGAAGAACCAGGUCCGGAUGCA